This is a messenger RNA of Yamadazyma tenuis ATCC 10573, 2444 nucleotides long. The record is from RefSeq and is a predicted model, not a curated record. Lineage: Eukaryota; Fungi; Ascomycota; Pichiomycetes; Serinales; Debaryomycetaceae.
AACUAGUGUACAUAUGUCAGUAGAUCUUAAAGAAAAGCCGGUUACUCCACCAGUAACCGAUGAUAAGUCUCAAACCUUGAACGAAGAAUCUUGGUCAGACAACAUCUCUGAAGCUGAAGAUUAUGACUUCGAUGAUGAGAGAAACUACAAUACCAACUACGUGGAUGAGUUAAACCCCAGAGGUUUAAGAUUCCCCACUAAAGAAGAAUCUCGUACGUUGAGAAGAGUUUUGGGCCAUGCUCCUACGGUGGUGUAUUUGAUCUGUUUAGUGGAAUUGGCUGAAAGAGCCUCCUACUACUCAACCCAAGGUUUAUUAACCAACUUUAUUCAAAGACCUUUACCAGCCGGUUCCACCACUGGUUCGGUGCCAAAGGGUCCAGGAAGCGGUGAUCUUUCUGCCGGGGCCUUGGGAAUGGGUUUACAAACUGCCACUGCCUUGACAUUAUUAUUGACGUUUUUGGCCUAUGUGGUUCCAUUAUACGGUGGUUAUAUUGCUGAUACCAAGAUUGGUAAGUUGAAGGCCAUCUGGAUUGGUGUCGGUGCUGGGUUCAUUUCCCACGUUUUAUUCAUCAUUGCUGGUAUUCCAAGUGUUAUUUCUAGUGGCCAUGCCAUUGCUCCAACCAUUUUGGCUAUUUUGUCCUUAUGUUUUGGUACUGGUUUUAUCAAGCCAAACUUGUUACCUUUGAUCAUGAAUCAAUAUCGUUUCGAGACUGAUGUUGUCAAGGUCUUGGCCUCUGGUGAAAAAGUCAUUGUGGACAGAGAAAAGACUUUGGAAAGAAUGACUUUGUUUUUCUACUGGUGUAUUAAUAUUGGUGCCUUUUUCCAAUUAGCCACCUCUUAUUGUGCCAGAGAUGUUGGUUACUGGUUGGCUUUCUUUGUGCCAAUUAUCAUGUACUUGGUGUUGCCACUUGUGUUGUUCUUUGUUGGACCAAGAUUAAUCAAGGAAGAAGUCCAAGGUUCGGUUAUGACUGAAUUUGUAAAGAUCUUGAGGGUUUCCUACCAAAGGGGUUGGAUUGCCAGAUUGAAGAGCGGUGAAUUCUGGGAAUGGGCCAAGCCAACCAAUAUGGUUGCCAGAGGUGUCACCACCUACAGAAAGACCAAGGCCAUCACCUGGACUGACCAGUGGGUUUUGGAUAUCAAGCAAACUAUUAAUGCUUGUAAGAUUUUCAUUUAUUUCCCAAUCUAUUUGAUGAAUGAUGGUGGUAUUGGUUCCAUUCAAACUUCUCAGGCUGGUUCUAUGUCUUUAAAUGGAGUUCCAAACGAUUUGUUCAAUAACUUUAACCCAUUGGCCAUUAUCAUUUUCAUUCCUAUUUUGGACUACUUGAUCUACCCAUUAUUGAGAAAGAACAAAAUCGACUUUAAGCCCGUGCACAGAAUCACUCUUGGUUUUGUUAUCGCUGCUCUUUCACAAGUUGCUGGUGCCGUUGUUCAACAUUUCAUCUACAAGAAAUCUCCUUGUGGAAACCAUGCUUCUAGUGAGGGAUGUACUGCCCCAAUCUCUGCUUGGGUUGAAGUCCUCUUGUACAUUAUGCAAGCUGUUUCCGAAUGUUUCGCCAACACCACUUCUUAUGAACUUGCUUACACCAGAUCUCCUCCACACUUGAAAUCUUUGGUUAUGUCCAUUUGUUUGUUCAUGUCUGCUAUUUCCGCUGCCAUUUCUCAAGCCAUUACUCCAGCCUUGACUGACCCUCAUAUCACCUGGGCUUUCGUGGCCAUGGCCAUUAUUGGUGUUUUGUUCGCCGUUGCCUUCUUCUUGCACUUCAGAAACUUGCACAUUGAGAUGGAACAAGAAAGAAUUCUUAGAGAAGCUGCUGAAAGACAAUUUUCUACUAUGAUUUCCCACGGAGGACUCGAAAACGACAAAAACUUAGAAGCCGUGACUUCUAUCAAGUCUGCUGUUGUUUACGAGCGCUCGGGCUUGUCACCAAUGGUGAAAAAAAGUUUCAGUUAUUCAACUACAUCUGUAUUUUUCAUAAUGGCUCCAAUCAUGGCGAAAGGAUUUGAUAUCUCCCUAGUACGGACCUCCAAGAAAUCCAAGACCGCUAAGAAGUUCGUCGUUGACUGUUCCGCUCCUAUCGAAAACGAUGUUUUUGACCAAGAAGCUUACGUCAAGUACUUGGUUGAACACAUUAAAGUCGAAGGUAUUGUCGGAAACUUGGGUGACGACAUCUCUGUUACCGCUGAAGGUAACAAGGUUGUUGUUGUUUCCAACGCCAAGUUCUCCGGUAAGUACUUGAAGUACUUAACCAAGAGAUACUUGAAGAAGAACCAAAUUAGAGACUGGAUCAGAUUCGUUUCCGUCAAGCAAAACCAAUACAAGUUGCAAUUCUACAACGUUGGUGAAGACGAAGAAGAAGAAGACGAAGAGUAAACUCUGUAAUAUAGUCGGGUUAUUUUUUAAUACACAAGAACAGAAAGUAAAAGAGGAGUUGGACAGAACUCCA